AUGGCACAGCCCGUGCCUCAUCAGCCCACCGAUAAGAAGCGCGUCAAGGUCUACGAGCUCCGUAACAAUGACUGGUUCGACCGAGGCACCGGCUUCUGCAGCGCGAGCUUCGAGACUCUCGAAGAUGGUCGCAAGGAUCCGCGCGUCAUCGUUGAAUCCGAAGACCAACCCGACCGCCUCCUACUAGAGACCAAGAUCCAGAAAGAAGAUGGCUUUCAGAAGCAGCAAGAUACCCUCAUCGUAUGGCAGGAGCCGAGCAAUGGCGUGGAUAUGGCUCUCAGCUUUCAAGAAGCCGAAGGAUGCUCCAUGAUUUGGCGAUUCGUGAGCAGCGUCCAGCAAACCUUUCACAACCUUGCUGGCGCCGGUAUGCAGACCUACUCCUCAUCCGAGGAGGAUUACUUUGCUGAUGCCAAAUGUCUAGACGAUGGCCUCUCCGACGAUCUCGCUAUCGAUGUCCCGCCCACGAUCAACCUACCCACCGCCGAACUCGGAAAUCUUGGCGAGAUUGAGUCAACCAUGCGGAUGAUGAGUACGACAGCUAACGGUCGUGAUGCGCUUGCAAAGGCCAUCAUGGCCGAGGAUUACAUUGGCAAACUCAUCCCCAUGGUUGAGAUGGCUGAAGAUCUUGAGAGCCUCCAGGACUUGCACCGGCUCUGCAAUAUCAUGAAGACAGUCAUCCUCCUCAACGACACUUCGAUUAUCGAGCAUGCUGUAUCAGACGAAUGCGUGUUGGGUGUCGUCGGUGCCCUCGAGUAUGAUCCAGACUUCCCCAGUCACAAAGCUAAUCAUCGUCACUGGCUCGGAAACCAAGGUCGCUACAAGGAAGUGGUGCGGAUUGAGGAUGAGCAGACCCGUCGGAAGAUCCAUCAGACAUAUCGGCUACAGUACCUCAAGGAUGUCGUCCUUGCGCGCAUUCUCGACGACCCUACCUUUUCGGUCCUCAAUUCCCUCAUCUUUUUCAACCAGGUCGACAUUGUCCAACAUCUGCAAGCGAAUGCAGCGUUCCUCAACGAACUGUUUGGUAUCUUUAGUACUGCAAACAACGAUCAGAAGAGGAAGAAGGAGGCGGUCCUGUUUAUUCAGCAGUGUUGUGCUAUAGCAAAGAACAUCCAGCCACCGGCCCGCCAGACCUUGUACAACAACUUCAUCGCCCACGGCCUUUUGCAGGUCAUCCACUUUGGAUUGCGACACCACGAUGUUGGAGUGAGGGUCGGCGCUACGGAUAUUCUCAUCUCCAUCAUCGACCACGACCCCCAGAUGAUUCGCCAGACGCUCUACCGACAGAUGCACGAGAAUCAGCCACCCCUGACGGAUUCACUGAUUGAUCUUUUAUUGGUGGAAGUUGACCUCGGUGUCAAGUCGCAAAUAUCAGAAGCUCUCAAAGUGCUCCUGGACCCUGGACCUGCGCAAAUGCCGAACGCCGAGAGCUUUGCAAAGGCGAAUGGCGACUUUGGCGGGAGACCGCGUCCUCAAGGGAGCCUGGAUCCUCAGCAAGACAUCUUCCUGCACCGAUUCUAUGAACGAUCUGCGCCGAGGCUGUUCAAGCCAUUGCUCGACCUGGAGAAGCGAACAGACAUGAACUUCCCCGUACAACAAGCGUCUAUGUUUACGUAUCUGAUAGAGAUUCUGUGUUUCUUUAUCCGACAGCAUAAUCUGCGCUGCAAGUUUUUUGUCAUGUCGAACAACAUUGCUCAGCGAGUUGCUCAACUUCUCAAAUGCCCCGAGAAGUAUUUGCGACUGGUUGCUAUCCGAUUCUUCCGCUCUUUGAUUGGACUCCAGGACGAAUUCUACAUCAAGCAGCUGACGGAAAAGCAAGUGCUGGGACCAAUUCUCGAUGUGCUUAUUGAAACCAUGCCCAGGGACAACCUCCUGGGUUCCGCAUCGCUGGAGUUCUUCGAGUUCAUUAAGAAGGAGAACGUUAAAGAUCUGAUCAAGCACCUUGUAGUGAACUACCGGGAGCGACUGCUAGGUUUGAGCUCCAUGCCCACGUUCCGAGACAUCAUUCUUCGAUAUGAUCAAACUCAGGGAUAUACAUCAAACAUGGAUUACUUCCUAGAGGGCGAGGAUGAGAUAGGCAGGAGACCACAGCCGACGAGAUUGAUGGAACAAAUCAAUGUUGAGCAGGAGCAAGAAGAGUACUGGGCAACAUCGGACCCCGAGGAAGAGGAGGAUUCACAGAACAAGGACCCAGAGAAGGCGCCUUCGACCAACGGGUCUACCGCAUCGAAACCUCUCGUGGAUUACGCAUCCGAUGAAGAGACGGACGAAAAUGUUGAUCCUCAAGCAUCAGAGAGCCAAAGCGAUGUGGCAUCGGACGCCGUGGGGUCACCAAUCGACUCGAGCCUCGGAGUUGUACCGCCACUGGAACGACUGUCAGAAAAGCGACGACGCGAAGAGGAUGAGGACGAAGAUGAGCUCGGGAAGCUUCUGCACAACAAGCGACGCAACAGCAGUGGCUCUGUUGGUAGCGGCUCGGGAACAUCUCACGGCGUCCUCCGCAGACGCAAGAGCUUCAACGCCGGCCCUACCAGUGGCAAUGGCCCGAAGAAGAUCGCUAUCAGCCUGUCCUCGGCUCUACGGACAGGCAGCGGCCCGGGAUCCAACGAGGACUCGUGA
This is a messenger RNA of Fusarium keratoplasticum, 2616 nucleotides long. Its product is annotated as SMK-1 domain-containing protein. The transcript is spliced from 5 exons. The record is from RefSeq and is a predicted model, not a curated record. Gene Ontology annotation, molecular function: protein phosphatase activator activity. Lineage: Eukaryota; Fungi; Ascomycota; Sordariomycetes; Hypocreales; Nectriaceae. Gene Ontology annotation, biological process: protein dephosphorylation; DNA damage response. Gene Ontology annotation, cellular component: protein phosphatase 4 complex; nucleoplasm. The coding region runs from base 1 to 2616 and encodes 871 amino acids.